CCCUAUGGAAUCUAAAUAAGGGCAAGAUAACCCCCGAUUCCCAGUGGGGGUGGAAAGUAGGUCAGUGCUACUGUCUGGCCAAGUCUCAUGGCAGUGUUUAAGGGCCGACUAUAGAAAACUCUGUGAUUAUUGUCCUCUGGCAAUACAUGCAUGACCUAGGUUCCAAGUCAGUUCAUAGAAUCCCAGUCCCUGUCAGUGCUUUGCUCUAUUGAGAAAAAAUCAUGGGCUCAGACACCUGGAACCUGGUUUGGUGUGGAGAUGAUUCAGGAGAUCUUGACUGAGCCUAGGAAAGUCUCUCAGUGAGUUUGUUGAUUUUAGGCCAUCUUCUGAGGAAACUUUCCCUGCUAGGGAAUUCAGCUUCAGUUUGGGCCUUCUUAUAUAUUACUCUAUUUCCAUCCUGUAACUUGUUAUGUGCAAAGUGGUUUUUUGUUGUUGUUGUUUUGUUUUGGGAGGGGAGCUUUGCCCUCUUCCUACUUUUCUUGCCUCGGAUAUGAGGCCGGCUUCCCAUGAAGUAAUUUUGCUUGCUAUCCUAAGACAGUUUUAGGAGCCCUGGAAUCUUCUCAGAAUCAGAGUAUGUGCGCAUAGGUUAGUCAGCUAUGACCAUGCAGUAUUCCCAGCUCCCCCUCUCUCUGCCAUCUGCUUCCUCUGAAUAUACCAGAUUGGCUGUACACCAGGAUGUUCCGGGAAUCCCCAGGAGAGCAACAGAAUGUGAUGGACCCAAAUAUGAUGCCUCAGUAACUCAUUCCAGGAUGUACAAACUGUGACUGUCAGGACACUCCUUAUAGCUAAUUAAAAUUCUUCUAGUUACAUCUAUUUUCUAUUACCUCUGUCUAUUUUCAGUGAUAUCUAAAAGGCCAAAAUAAUCCCUCUGGUACCACUGGGGUUUUUUUCCAACGGCUCCCAGAUAGGAAUUAAAAAAAAAAAAUUCUUUAGCUUUUCUCAGUGCCUUAUCUGUGAUGCUAAAAUGGCAAACGGGGCCCCUCUAUCCCUUCAUAGCUCUAUCUAUGGUACUGAGGUGGCCAAAGUGGCUUCUCUGGUAGCCCACUGCACUCUCCAUGGUACUGAAGGAAUGACCAUUUGUUUUCACAUCUCUCUGGGGUCCAGAAGGGUCCUGUGACUUAGAACCACAAAACUUUCUUCUAGCUGGAAGGGACUAUCAGUAUGAAUUAGUCCAACCCCCUUAUUUUACAGAUGAGUAAACUGGGAGGUUAAGUGAUUUACUGAAGGUUGUAGGGCUAUUAAUGGUCAGACUGGGCCCACAAUAGCCUUAUACCCCUCAGACCUAUUAUAACUCACCUUUCAUGACACUAUUCAGUGAGCCCAGCUAGGCUCUUAGUCCAAGGAAAGGAGUUUAUUUGGAGAAUCCAGAGGAUGAGACUGGAUGCCCUAGUUUGGAGCUAUAGAAAGACACAUAUUAAAUGGUAGUGGAGGUCAUCUAGUAACCCUUGGACAAGGACACUUUGUUAAUUAACCUUCUGCUAAUAAUGCUACUAUAGCUCAGAUUCCACAUGUAACAGGUACCUUCCGCUUCAUGGAGUCUUACCACAUCCACUAAAUGCUGAAAAUUGAAGAAGCCUUGGACUUCCAGAGCCUUUUCUCUCUGCUGAUAAGCAGGGCUGACUCUUGGCCCAGUUCUCUUCUAUUAAAGAUCCUUAAGCUAAAUAAUGCUUGAAUCCUUUUCUUUCUCAGUAACCCAUUUCAGUUUCAUAAUGCCUAUUGUAAGGAAGUUCUUUAUAUCUCAAAUAUUCUUUCUAUCUUAUGCAAAAAAAUAGGUUAGGCCCACAUUCAUUUAGCCUUGACCAGAUACAAUUCUGCAUGGAGGCAAAAAGGUAGACUGGAUGACUUCUGGUCAUCCUCUCAGGCCUAUUUCCAUGAAUCUUAAUUCUGGGGUUGCUUCUAAGUCCUAAUGGUGACCUCCUCUACAGCUUAGAAUCAGCAAUACUCCCACCCCAUCCUCUUCGUCUCAGUGCUCUUCUCCUUCCCUAGCACUGGAGGUCUGCACGUCCCAGGCCUAGGGAAUUUUAGCCUGGAGAAUUUUAACCCCUUCCUGCUCAGAGCAUGUGCUGAGCCCCUAUCUGUGCAGAUGGCCCAGCCCCGCCCCCCAUCCCUCACUCCAGCCUCUUGAGCUCAGAGCCAGUGUAAUCCUCCUCUUGUGUGAGGGAGCCUCUCCCCUGCAGAGAGGAGGAAAGCCUGCCUCGGAACAGCCCUGGACAAAGGGGCUCAGAUGCCCCAUCAUACCACAGGCUCCAAGGUUUGAAACAAGGGGAUGAAUCCUAUACGGUAUUUGCAGUUUUUAACCCUUUCCCCGGGCUGGCGGUGCCCCUUAACUUCCACUCCUCCCCCAACUCUCUCUUCAUUCCCUCUCCCUCUGGCUCUCUCCCCCUUCAUGCCCCUCCCCCUCUGUCUGUCUUCAGACUCACUGCUGCUGGGAGGUGUUUCUCUCCCAUGCAUGAAUGAGUCUCUGUAAUGAAUGGAAAUGAAUGGAUCAGGAAUCCAGGCGGAGGGAGGGAGAAUGAGGGGGGAAAAGACAGAAAUACAGGGUAAGGGCAGAAGGAAGCAGUGGAACCUGGAAGGAUGUUUGGCUGGCUGGUCAGUUAAGGGUCUGAGAGCAACUAGGGAGCAUGGCAGGCCCACCCCAUUUGUUCAUCACACUGUGCAGCCCAACCCAAAUGGGGAGAGGGGUAUAUACUGUGAUGGUUUCCCUAUCACCAGGGGGUGGGAUGGUAGUGGUGGUGGUUCUGUACAAGACAUUUAAAAUGUCCAAUCUGGGGAAGAAAUGUGGGGUAUUAGGGAGCCUCGUGGACUUAGCAAAUCAAGGGGUACAGUUUUUUAGUACAGCAGCCUCCUGUGCCUCAGAUGCAAGUAGGGAGAAGGGAUAGGUUUUAGGAAUACAAGGUGCUAAAAUUCUGGGGUAGAGGGUGACUCUUUCCACUGCUGAAAAUCAGGGCUCAUCUUUUCCUCCAAAUCUGUCUCUCUUGCUUUAGCUCCUCAGCACCUGUUGCCUUCAUUAGCAGCUUUUCCUCCUCUUCCCUGCACUCCCCAGAACCAAAGAAUGUGAAGGGGGUCCAUGGAGGGCUCACGUCCCCGUGCCCCAGGCGGCCACUUAGCGCCGUCACCACCUGCUUUCGACGGCGAGCUGGAUCUGCAGCGCUACUCCAACGGGCCAGGCGUGGGCGCGGGGUCGCCCGGGAUGGGAGCAGUGACCUGGUCUGAGAGUCGUGCAGGCGAAAGGCGUUUCCCCUGCCCUGUAUGCGGGAAGCGCUUCCGGUUCAACUCCAUCCUGGCUUUGCACCUGCGGGCGCAUCCAGGCUCCCAGGCCUUCCAGUGUCCACACUGCGGUCACCGCGCAGCGCAGCGGGCUCUGCUGCGCUCGCACCUGCGCACGCACCAGCCCGAACGUCCACGUAGCCCCGCUGCACGCCUGUUGCUGGAGUUGGAGGAGCGCGCGCUACUGCGCGAGGCCCGACUGGGGAGAGCCCGAAGCUCAGGGGGGAUGCAGACCACCCCUGCCACUGAGGGUCUGGCGCCGCCCCAGGCUUCUUCAUCGUCCUCCUUCCGUUGCCCCUACUGCAAAGGCAAGUUUCGCACCUCGGCGGAGCGGGAACGCCACCUGCACAUCCUGCACAGGCCCUGGAAGUGCGGCCUAUGCAGUUUCGGCUCCAGCCAGGAGGAGGAGCUGCUGCACCACAGCCUGACGGCCCACGGGGCUCCCGAGCGCCCCCUGGCGGCUACCUCCGCUUCACCCCAGCCCCAGCCUCCACCCCAGCCUGAACCCAGAUCGGCCCCGGAGCCGGAGCCCGAGCCCGAACGUGAGGCAACCCCGGUCCCCGCUCCUGCUGCUCCCGAGGAGCCUCCCGCACCUCCGGAGUUCCGCUGCCAAGUGUGCGGCCAGAGCUUUACACAGUCCUGGUUUCUCAAGGGCCACAUGCGCAAGCACAAGGCUUCCUUCGAUCAUGCGUGUCCCGUGUGUGGCCGCUGCUUCAAGGAGCCCUGGUUCCUUAAGAACCACAUGAAGGUGCACGCCAGCAAGCUGGGUCCACUGCGUGCCCCGGGGCCCGGUUCCGGGCCUGCCCGGGCCCCCCAACCUCCUGAUCUGGGCCUGCUGGCCUAUGAGCCUUUGGGCCCAGCCCUCCUCUUGGCCCCGGCGCCCACUCCUGCUGAGCGCCGUGAGCCCCCUAGCCUCUUGGGCUACCUGAGCCUGCGAGCUGGCGAAGGCCGGCCCAAUGGUGAGGGCGCGGAGCCUGGCGCCGGCCGCAGCUUUGGAGGCUUCCGCCCACUGCCCUCUGCUCUCCCGGCCCGGGCUCGGCGGCACCGCACAGAGGAGCCGGAGGAGGAAGAGGAGGUGGUGGAGGCGGAGGAGGAGACCUGGGCUCGCGGCAGGUCGCUGGGCCCUGUGGCUUCCCUGCACCCACGUCCGGGCGAGGGACCAGGGCACACUACGCCUGCUACGGGGGCCCAGGCAAGAUCGACCGCCACGCAGGAAGAGAAUGGGCUGUUGGUUGGAGGGACCCGGCCUGAAGGGGGCCGGGGGGCCACGGGAAAGGAUUGUCCCUUCUGCGGAAAAUCUUUCCGCUCAGCGCAUCACCUCAAAGUGCACCUGCGAGUGCACACAGGUGAGCGCCCCUACAAGUGUCCGCACUGCGACUACGCGGGCACCCAGUCCGGCUCGCUCAAGUAUCACCUACAGCGUCACCACCGGGAGCAGAGGAGCGGGGCGGGCCCUGGGCCACCCCCAGAGCCACCUCCCACCUCCCAGCGGGGUUCGGCCCCGCCGUCCGGAGCCAAGUCGGCUCCGCAGCCUGCAGCCUGGGUCGAGGGCACUGCAAGCCCCCGGCCUCCUUCCAGUGGUGCCGGGCCGGGGUCCCGUCGGAAACCCGCCAGCCCCGGGAGGACCCUGCGCAACGGGCGAGGCGGUGAGGCCGAACCCCUGGACCUGUCCCUGCGGGCUGGGCCAGGAGGCGAGGCCGGGCCGGGGGGCGCCCUCCAUCGUUGCCUCUUCUGCCCCUUUGCCACUGGAGCCCCCGAGCUCAUGGCCUUGCACCUUCAAGUGCACCACAGCCGCCGGGCUCGGGGCCGCCGGCCACCCCAGGCUGACGCGUCCCCUCCUUAUACCCGAGCACCAUCAGGAUCGACCCCUCCCAGUCCCUUGCAGGAAGGGGAGGAGGGCCCUGGGCUGUCGAGAUCGGGAGAGGCGGGGCUGGCAGGGCAAGAACGGUAGGGAGCCCUCUUAGGGGCGAUUAGCUUAGUGAGUUUACCCCGCCGGAGCCGGGGAGCGCUAGAGGUAGUUGGGUAGAGCAGCCAGCAGGGGGCAGCGUGGGACCCAUAUCCCAGCCCCAGGCGGACAAGAGGUGGAGGGGGCGGUGGGCGUAGGAAGGUGGGCGGGCGGUACCCACCCAGCCCAAGGGAGUCACAGUGCCUUAGAAGUGGCAGAGGUGAGGGUCAAAGAACGGGGUCCCAGGGCUGGCAGAGAAGGUUGUGUCCCUGUUGAGGAGCCACUCUGCCAGUCUUUGCUGGUCCAUAGGCGUGAGAGUUUAUUUUUGUACAAGGGGUGGGGGUGGGGGGCACUGUACCCUUCUUGCCCCAUCAGGGGCCCUGUAGACGUCGCUAUUUUUGGUACGAUUCCUGUCAUCCCUGUCGCAGAGUCGUGUCCCCAAUAAACAGGUGUCUUGAGGCACAGGCCCUGUGUCUGUCUAUGUCCUG
Molecule: messenger RNA, 5700 nt
Organism: Propithecus coquereli (Coquerel's sifaka)
Lineage: Eukaryota; Metazoa; Chordata; Mammalia; Primates; Indriidae
Gene: ZNF219
Product: zinc finger protein 219
Exons: 4
Coding region: 3068-5218 (716 amino acids)
Biological process (GO): regulation of DNA-templated transcription
Cellular component (GO): nucleus
Molecular function (GO): DNA-binding transcription factor activity, RNA polymerase II-specific; RNA polymerase II cis-regulatory region sequence-specific DNA binding
Source: RefSeq, a predicted model, not a curated record